AUGUCCCAGCCCCAGGAAAACAUGGAUGGCAUCAUCUCUGCUUUCUACAUGUGCACCAGGAGCGAUGGGAAGUGCAGCCCCCUGAGCCUGGAGGAGCUGAGGUACCUCAUGGAGCAGGAGUUUGCUGAGGCCAUGCAGAACCCCCAGGACCCCAAAACUGUCAAGAAGGUGCUGUGCUUCCUGGACGACAACAGCAACUGCAGGGUUGACUUCAGAGAGUUGCUCAGUCUGGUUUUCCGCGUGGCCAAGGCUUGUUACCAGCCACUCCAGCAGCACCAGAGACCAGAAGAUCAGCAAGAGCUGAUAAAGCAAGAGAAGGCAGUUGGGGAGCAGCCACUGGGGCUGCAAGCAGAGGGGAGGGUCUUCCACAAUGAGCAAGUCCAUGAGCAGGAUGUGAGCAAUCAGGUCCAGGACCCAGUUGACCACCAAAUCCAGGAGGCUGAGACACCAAAGCAGGACCAGGACAACCAUCAAACCCAGGAAGCUGAGACAUCAAAGCAGGAUCGGGACACCCAUCAAACCCAAGAGGGCGAGACAUCAAAGCAGGAUCAGGACACACGUCAAAGCCAGGAGGGUGAGACAUCAAAGCAGGAUCAGGACACACGUCAAACCCAAGAGGGUGAGACACCAAAGCAGGACCCAGACAACCAUCAAACCCAGGAGGGUGAGACAAAGGAGGAGGACCAGGACACCCAUCAAACCCAGGAGGGUGAGACAAAGGAGGAGGACCAGGACACCCAUCAAACCCAGGAGGGUGAGACAAAGGAGGAGGACCAGGACACCCAUCAAACCCAGGAGGGUGAGAAACCAGAGCAAGAACAGGACACUCAUCAGGAUGAUGGGACUGAAGCACCAGGAGGGGAUCCAGAGAGAGGUGAGAUCCUGGACACUGCAACCCCAGAGCAGGACAGAAAUACCCAUAAGGCUGAAGUGACUGAGACACCAAAACAGGACCCAAAACUCCACCUGACCAAAGAAAUUGAUGCACCAAGACAGGGUUCAAAUGACUAUCAGAGCCCAGAGAUGGAGUCAGAAGAGCAGGACCUGAACUGUCUCUCUGAGACACAAGAGAGAUACCCAAACAAAGACACCCAGGUCUGUGAGGUCCCUUGGCAUGACCCCAACCCCAGCAAGGCUCAGAAGCUGCUGGCUCCACAGUUGGGUGCAAGCCCCCGUUGGGAUCCCAAGCUCCAGGGAUCACUCCAUGACCCAACUAUCCAUCAUCUCCCUGAACCCAAGGUGCUGGAGCAGGAGCACGGCUACUGCAACCAUGCCCUCAGCCCAGCUCUGAGCAAACACCUGGGUUACCAUGAUGUGGUGUACAGGACCUGA
This is a messenger RNA of Chaetura pelagica (chimney swift), 1332 nucleotides long. Its product is annotated as cornulin-like. The record is from RefSeq and is a predicted model, not a curated record. The transcript has 3 exons. Bases 1 to 1332 code for a protein of 443 amino acids. Gene Ontology annotation, molecular function: transition metal ion binding. Gene Ontology annotation, biological process: positive regulation of cell cycle G1/S phase transition; regulation of phosphatidylinositol 3-kinase/protein kinase B signal transduction; cellular response to cytokine stimulus. Lineage: Eukaryota; Metazoa; Chordata; Aves; Apodiformes; Apodidae. Gene Ontology annotation, cellular component: cytoplasm.